UUUCUCGCAAACUACGAAUAAUGUAAUUAAUUAAUUUUUUAGAUUGACCUUAAUUGAACAGAAAUUGAGUUAAUACUGGUUCCACUAAAGUGGAAAUCUAUGUAAACAAAAGAUUCAAAGAUUACGAGAUAUACCACUUAAAACAAUUCAAAUUUUAGGAAAGCAAAAAAUUAUUCUAGUUGUGUGAGAAAUUCGUCCCGUGCGCCAGAUGGGCUUAUUAUCCAGCACUCUGUACUCGCGCGAUGCAUUUAUCAUAUCACUAUCCCAUACGACGUAUCUAUUACGAUCUUAUGCCAGGAUAUGAGCGCAACGAAACAUGGUAGGGGCCGUAGCCAUAGCAGGCAUGUGGGGGUACAAACGGCCGGCCGGCGCGCGAGACAAUAUAUACCUGACGAGGGCCUGGUGUUGCCGAACACCUGCUCCACACCGGGUCCGGACGAACCUUUGUCUAAAGGCCGAUAUAAAACUCGUACGCUGUACUGGCUGCGCCAGUAGACUUUCGACAGGCGAUCAAGCGCACUGCGACAAUCGCAUCGCACGCGACUCGAUCAAACUCGACAAGUCUCUUCAAAAAUAGAUCGGAUUUUUUGGAUAAAUCACAUUAAAUCACAAUAAAUCUGUUCGUAUCAUGUUAAUUAACGGUGAUAAGAUGUGAUAAAAUUUUUUUGCUGAAGAAAUUCAAGAUUUUGGAUGAAAAUUUGAAAAUGUGCGAAGAUUUAAAAACUUGAAAAUAAGAAAGAUUUGCCAAAUGCACAUUAAAUAUCUGAAUCGGAAGAUUUGUGAAUUAUAAAAUACACGAAAUAUUCUCUCGGGGAUUUAUAAAACAAAAAUAUACAAGAGUUUCUUCCCUCGAGGGGAAUAUAUGAAUUGCGAAAUAUAAAAAUUCAAAAAUCUCACAAUUGAAGCAUCCUUAAAAGAAUUGAAGAAUUAAGAAUCCGAGAAAUGGCGAACGUACUGUGGCUGUUAUCAGUGAUUAUCGCAAACAUGUUGAUUGUUGGCACGUGCGCGGACGAGGAUCUCAACAAUACAGUCAAGCUAUUGCAGGAACAAGUAAGCGCAUUGCUGGAUUAUCGACAGCAGGAUUAUAACGCUUUGGAGGAGAGUCUGAAACAAUCGAUGGAAAAAAACACGGAACUCAUUGUCCUUAGGAACGAAGUAAAGCAACUCAGGAAGGAAGUGACUGCUCUUCGCGGCGGAAGCGGCAACGAGGCGAAGAACGAACGAUUGAGGGUGAGAUGGCUCGGCAGUGCCGUGACGGAGCUACAGAAUGAGGUCGCCGAAGUGCUCAGGACGCGGAACGCCAGCGAAGAGUUGGCUGAGCGUUCGAGGAUGAGGAGCGAAUUGGCUCUGUUAAAGGGUGACGUAGCCGAAGUCGGCAGGAGUGUGCGCGAUCUCGGUGGCAGAAUCACCAAGAUUGAGGCUAUCCUCGGUACCAUCAGACUCGAUAUUGUUGCGACCAAGGAACGUGCCAGUCUCUUAUCUCGCUCCUGCGCAGAUAUUAGUAGUCAGUUAAGCACGGUGCAGAUAGAGUUAAAAUCCCUGAAAUGCGAGUCCACACUUCCUAGUCAGAAUCCGCAGAAAUUGGAACAUCAUGACAAAGCCGAUCUCUUUCACAACGAAGUGAGUAGACUGCAUAAAAUCACGUCGGCCCGAAGACGCAACUAUUUCCGUGCCCUGACUCAUCGCGCUCGCUUCGAGGAACGUUUGCGAAACGUCGAACGGAAGAUUUCCGUGGUAGCGCGAAAGCGAACGAUGAUCGAGAAACGGGUUGUGUAUGAAGACCGCGAACAUCUUGAGGAACGAGUAAAGAAUCUUGAGUUGAAACAGGCGGAGCUUUUGAAGAAAGUGUUCAAUGCCACCCAAGAUCUGGUGUCGAUGAAUGAGCUUGAUGAAUCAGUGGUGCGACUAUAUGACUCGGUGCGACUCCUUGAAGAAGCUGUCUAUACUAAUCGCUCCGAAGUGAAACGAGAAUUGGCGAAAUUGGGGAUAAACGCGGCGCGAAAGGCGGCCGAAUUAUCGCUGACCAGGGAGGAACUUGCCAAUCUUCGACGCGCGGUUCAGGCGUUGAGCGUAAGCGCAUCGCAGCUGCAAGAGAAGAGCGAUGUGCAACGGAAGAAUCUGGAUGCCUUGAAUGAGACCCUUAGCCGACUGGAUCUCUCUCGCAAUUUGGCCAAGGCGGCAAACGUCACGCACGAAUUGGAACAAGUGGAGGAUCAGUACCGUCUCAUGGUAGAUUCGCUUCCGGGCAAUUGUGAAGAGCGCGAUGGUUUGACUUUGUUAGCGCCUGGUCCCGGAACACCUUUAUUAGCUUCCUGCCGCGCCGGUUGGAUUGUUGUGGCUCGUAGAAUCGACGGUGCGAUUGAUUUUGAUCGCACCUGGAACGAAUAUUCGGUCGGUUUCGGUUCGCCGGUCAGCGAAUUCUGGUUAGGUAACGAAGCAUUGCAUCGACUUACCCGCGACAAUUGUAGCAGAUUACGAGUCGAUUUGAUCGACACCUAUGGCGUGCACUGGCACGCCGAGUACGAGCAUUUCACGGUAGAUUCCGAAGAGACUGGUUAUCGACUUCACGUGUCCGGUUACUCGGGCAAUGCGACCGAUGCGUUGUCUUACCAGGAUGGCAUGGCGUUUAGCGCCAAGGAUCGCGAUAUGGAUAUCAGUACCACUGACUGUGCAGCCAAUUAUCGGGGUGGAUGGUGGUUUAGUCAUUGUCAACACGCCAAUCUCAAUGGGAGAUAUUCUUUGGGCCUGACGUGGUUCCAAUCGACCACUAAUGAAUGGAUGGCGGUCGCGUCUUCCGAGAUGUCAGUGCAACGAAAGCAAAAUUGUUGAUGACCCUGAAACGUUAAACGAGUGAAAUUAUUUCUAUUGAAACAGAAUUAAAUAUGAUAUGGAAAAACUUUAAACAAAUUAAAAAUUAUUUUGUGCGAUUUGAGUCACGCAUCUUGCAGUCAGUUGACGAGAGAACAUUGAUUGUAAUACCAAAGAAUUAAAUAUAAUUUAAAGACUUUAAUGUAAAUACAAUGUACAGUUAUGCACGAUAGAGUAAAUGCUGUAGAUGUGUGAAAAA
This is a messenger RNA of Cataglyphis hispanica, 3067 nucleotides long. RefSeq names its product protein scabrous-like. The transcript has 3 exons. Bases 943 to 2829 code for a protein of 628 amino acids. NCBI's taxonomy places the organism in Eukaryota, Metazoa, Arthropoda, Insecta, Hymenoptera, Formicidae. The record is from RefSeq and is a predicted model, not a curated record.